Molecule: messenger RNA, 3625 nt
Organism: Phyllostomus hastatus (greater spear-nosed bat)
Lineage: Eukaryota; Metazoa; Chordata; Mammalia; Chiroptera; Phyllostomidae
Gene: CTDP1
Product: CTD phosphatase subunit 1
Exons: 13
Coding region: 206-3049 (947 amino acids)
Cellular component (GO): nucleus
Molecular function (GO): RNA polymerase II CTD heptapeptide repeat phosphatase activity
Source: RefSeq, a predicted model, not a curated record
CGUGGCGUAACGACGUCACACGCUGUCCCGGAAGUCGGCGCGGACCCGGGUGGCGGGUGGAAGCCGGUGCCGGAUUGGGAGUCGCAGCGCAGCCACCGCCGCCGCCUGGGCUGGAGUCGCCGGCCCGCCCGUUCGUCCGCCAUGGGCGCCGGACCCUGAGCGCCCGCCCGCCCGCCGCAUCUCCGCAGCGACCCUGCCGGCCACGAUGGAGGCGCCACCCGCCGACCGCGUUCCCGCCGAGGGUACCCCGCCGGCGGCCGUGGCGGAGGUGCGCUGCCCGGGCCCCGGGCCGCUGCGCCUGCUCGAGUGGAGGGUGGCGUCGGGCACGACUGUGCGCAUCGGCUCGGUGCUGGCCGUGUGCGAGGCCGCCUCCUCCGCGCCGCCCGCCGGGCCCGCCCCUGCCCGCGCGGGCUCCGGGAGCUGCGUGCGCGCCGAGCGCAGGCUGAGGUCGGAGCGCGCCGGAGUGGUGCGGGAGCUGUGUGCGCAGCCGGGCCAGGUGGUCGCUCCCGGCGCGGUCCUGGUGCGAGUGGAAGGAUGCAGCCACCCAGUCGUCAUGAAGGGCUUGUGCGCCGAGUGUGGCCAAGACCUGACUCAGCUGCAGAGCAAGAACGGCAGGCAGCAUGUGCCGCUGUCCACGGCCACCGUGUCCAUGGUGCACAGCGUCCCGGAGCUGAUGGUGAGCUCCGAGCAAGCGGAGCAGCUGGGCAGGGAGGACCAGCAGCGCCUGCACCGGAACAGGAAGCUGGUGCUCAUGGUCGACCUGGACCAGACCCUGAUCCACACCACCGAGCAGCACUGCCAGCAGAUGUCCAACAAGGGCAUCCUGCACUUCCAGCUGGGCCGGGGCGAGCCCAUGCUGCACACCCGCCUGCGCCCGCACUGCCGGGAGUUCCUGGAGAAGGUCGCCCGGCUGUACGAGCUGCACGUCUUCACCUUCGGCAGCCGGCUGUACGCGCACACCAUCGCAGGUUUCCUGGACCCCGAGAAGAAGCUCUUCUCCCACCGGAUCCUGUCGAGGGACGAGUGCAUCGACCCGUUCUCCAAGACCGGGAACCUCAGAAACCUCUUCCCCUGCGGAGACUCGAUGGUGUGCAUCAUCGACGACCGGGAGGACGUCUGGAAGUUCGCCCCCAACCUGAUCACCGUGAAGAAGUACGUCUACUUCCAGGGCACGGGCGACAUCCACGCCCCACCCGGGUCCCGGGAGCCUCCGGCGAGGAAGAAAGUGAGCCACCCUCCCAAGGGGGCCGACGCCGCAGAACGCACUCCGCCCGUCAAGGACGCCGAGGACGGGAGGCCAGCUGCGGGGCUGGAGCAGAGCAACGGCCUUGGGAAGCCCUCACGGGAGCUCAACGGGGACGUGGCCUUGCCCGGCCCCGCGGAGGAGAGGGGCCCCCGGCCUGCCACCCGCACCCCCCCGGCCGACGACCGGGGGCCCCCAGCGUGUGCUCAGCAGCAGGGUCGGACCUCGGCGGAGAGGCGGCCCGCCCAGGGCGCGGCGGGCAGCGACCUGGACUUCGACCUGUCCAGCGACAGCGAGGGCAGCGGCGAGUCCGAGGGCCCGUCCUCAGCCGCCUCUGACGGUGAAAGCGGGGAGAAGGGCAGCCAGAGGCGGCCAGAGCCCGCACGGGACGCCGGGCGGGGCGGGCAGCAGGGCGGGCCCGCUGGCCCCGGAGGGGAGCGGCCCGCGGGGGCAAACCACUGUGGGGAGCCCGCGCCCGGCGUGCACCCGGACCUGCAGGAGGAGGGCGAGCGGGACAGCCUCUGCGGGCUGGCGGGCGGCGCGGCGGACCGGAAGGAGGCGGAGACGGAGUCCCAGAACAGCGAGCAGUCCGGCAUCACGGUGGGCGAGUCCCUGGACCAGAGCGUGGAGGAGGAGGAGGAGGACGAGGACGAGGACGAGGACGACCACCUGGUGCACCUGGAGGAGAUCCUCGCCCGCGUGCACUCCGACUACUACGCCCGGUACGACCGCUACCUGCGCGGGGAGACGCCGGAGGCCCCCGACAUCCGGAAGAUCGUCCCCGAGCUCAAGAGCCGUGUGCUGGCGGACGUGGCCAUCAUAUUCAGCGGGCUGCACCCCACCAACUUCCCGGUGGAGAAGACGCGGGAGCACUACCACGCCACGGCCCUCGGGGCCAGGAUCCUCACCCAGCUGGUGCUGGACCCCGACGCCCCAGACAGGGCCACCCACCUGAUUGCUGCCCGGGCCGGCACGGAGAAGGUGCGGCAGGCCCAGGCCUGCGGGCGGCUGCACGUGGUGAACCCCGACUGGCUGUGGAGCUGCCUGGAGCGCUGGGACAAGGUGGAGGAGCAGCUCUUCCCGCUGAGCGAGGAUUACGGCAGGGCGCCCAGGGAGGAUGGCCCCGCGGCCUUCCCGGACCGGCAGGGCGUGCUCCCGGCUGCCCUGUUCCACCCGACGCCCGUGCACCCCAGGGCCCAGCCCGGCCCCGACGUGCGCAUCUACGACGCCAGCACGGGCAAGCUCAUCCGGAAGGGCGCGGCCGGGCCCGGGCCCCCCGGCUCCCUGCAGGUCCACGCGGAGCACUCCUCCUUCCGAGCUGUCCAGCCGCACCAGCAGCAGAUGUUUGGGGAGGAGCCGCCAGGCGCUCCCGACGCCGCGCGGCCGGGCCCUUGUCGGAGGCAGCGGCAGCCCAGCAUGUCCGAGACGAUGCCGCUGUACACGCUGUGCAAGGAGGACUUGGAGAGCAUGGACAAAGAGGUGGACGACAUCCUGGGGGAAGGCAGCGACGACAGCGACAGCGAGAAGAAGAAGCCGGAGGAGGAGCAGCAGGAGCAGGAGGGCGGGGCUGCGCCCGGGGAGCCCGCGGCCCCGGCGGCCCCGAGGCGGCCCACGCUGGCGCCCAGGCCGCCCAGCGAGAGGAGCGGGGCCGACGGCCGGGGGCCCAGGGGCCACAAGCGGAAGCUGAGCGAGGAGGACGCGGCCAGCGAGUCCAGCAGGGCGUCCAGCGGCGAGGACGAGGAGGGCAGCAGCUCGGAGGCGGACGAGAUGGCCGCGGCGCUGGAGGCGGAGCUCGACCUCGUGUGACCCCCGAGGCCUGGCGCGGACCCACCUCGCCUUCCCGUGCCGGCCCUCUCGUGGGGUCUCCUCCUCCCCGGAAAGACGUGUCUGUUUUGCAGAGCUCCACGCACAGAAACACAGUAUUUUGCAGAAGUUAGGGUGUUCUGAGAAGUUUUACUACCAGGAAGCGUGGGCCAUGCCAAAGACCUCAUCGUGGAGCCCGGCUGCGCGGAACCGGGAGGCGCUGGGGGUGCUCUCCCGCGAGUGCCGCGAGCGCCACGGCUGACGGUUCCGGCUGUGGGCGGGGCCUGGCGGGACCCGGAGGCGCGACAGGAACCCACGGCCUGUACUCCGUCGUCCCUCGGAAGCUCCUGGGUGUGCAGGGGUUUCUGAGAGGCUGGCGUCCACCAGUGGCCAGGCCUGGGGGCCCCACGGCCCCUACCACCCUCAGGGCUCGUUUCUGCGUGGUGCCUGGCCCCUGGCACUGGGCCCGGCCCGGCCAUCCGCUCCCGCGCCCCAGACCCGGCGUGAAGUUUUGUACAUUUGCUACCCGACGCCCCGCACGGUGGCUCCUCCGUUUAAUAAAGUCCUUUUUGUACGCUC